AGGGAUCUGUGUGAUCACCUCUUUUCACUUCAAUAUAUACUUGGCAAGAGGUGUUACGAGCAGCUGGUGAAUUCUUUCGAUUUCCUCUUGAGUGGUGGUAAUAAAGUCACACAAAAGCGGUCUAAGAAACGCAGGAAUGCGAAACCAAAUUCCUCUGGUGGUGAGGAAGAGGAAGAUGAGAAAUCGACGGAAACUGAAGAAGGAGGAGUGCUAGAAUUAUCCGAACCGGUUACCAUUGCCUUACCUGAAUUAAAAGAGGAGUGGCCAGCUAUGGAUGAAUUGCGCAGCAAACAUCUGCUUUGUAUUGCCCAAAUGUUGCGAGCCAUUUCACCAAGGCCAAACUCUUCUUCUUCGAUUGAAACCACAGACAAUACGACAACACACGAGUACCUUGAGCAGGAUCCAAUUUCGCCUCGGGAAUUUUGCGAUCUAAUGAAGAUCUUUCUUGAGGAAAAUUACUGUGCGCCUUGGGGACUUCCGUCAACAUCCCCCGUACUCUCUCUAUGCAAGGAGCUCUGCCUUUAUGCCGCCUUAUAUGGAAAGACAUUCGGUGCCGCUGCUGUACAGAAUUAUUUCGCCGAACCGUUUCAUACUCUCCUUAUGCAGCGCAGUACACAGGGCUAUUUUGAAUUCAAUCUGAAGGCCCUUCCGUCUGGAGUUUUUGCUGGCUAUUGUUACAUGCUAGCAGCCACAAAGUUGAAAUCAGAGUUCAAUAAGGUGAAAAUGCUGAUUGCGAAUGCUCUUUUUCUGCAUUCAAGAGAUUCCUGCUCCUUGCAUGGCGUUCGAGCAGCAAUUAUGGUCCUCUGUCACAGUGAGGAUGCUGUUUUGAUAGCCCAUGAAGUGAUUCUUCCAGCACUUCGGUCCUGUGCUUCUUGUGCCGACCCAGCUGUCCGUCGAACAGCCAGCAACAUUUUCUACACCCUAAUGGCCUACCUCGCUGAUGCUGUUGACUUUGAUGCCACCACCACCGCCGCCGCCGCCGCCGCAUCCAAUGCAAACGUCACUUCGAACGAUUUGGCGUCGUCAACAUUCUCUAAAUUGCAGAAUAAACACGCAUCCCGGAUUCCUGCACCUUCUGAACUUCUGGAAGAAUGUUGGCAGCUAGCAAGUCAGUUGGUUCGCGAUGAUUACACCUCGAUUGGUGCAAUGGGUAUGCCAGAUGCUAGCAACGGAGCGAGCACAGAUCUACUCCCGAUUGAUGAGCAUUCUGCGGACUGGUCAUGUGUUGCCGUUGCGUUGGGUCCUCUCUUUUGCCUCUACAGUCGUAUGCUGCGCUCCAGUCCCCACGUGACUGACUUAGACCUCAAGGAGCGGAGAAAUCUCCCUGAAAAUGGCCGUAUUGCUGACCAGGUGCUAGCUCUGAUAGAGCGGUUGAUGGUCAUGGUGAGUGGAGAAGGACAAACGACCGCGUUGGAUUCUUCUGUUGUCCAAUUCUUGGUUCAACAGCAACACUGGGAGACGUUGGUCAUUGGUCUCCUGCAAGUGGUAAAUCGACUCUUCCCCACCUGUCCUGAAGACUUCCGUGAUGGAAAAAUUCUACGAUGGCUUUACCGAUUGACGGAAAUCAAUAAUAUGAUACCUGAUUUGGAACAAAGAACUCGUCUUGGACAGCGUUUAAUCUCCGUAUUUUCCAACGCUGCAUUCCGUUUGAGCACGGAGGACGCCAUGAUGUCCUGGGUACUACCAGGUCUUGAUCGAUUGCGUCUAGACUUUGUGGAAGCGAACGAAAAGAAUUCAGCUGAUGAAUUGGAACAACUCUCUAAUGAUCUUCGACUGCGUCUCACCAACCACACUGGCUCACAGUAA
Messenger RNA from Rodentolepis nana, 1806 nucleotides. The record is from the annotation of a GenBank genome assembly. NCBI's taxonomy places the organism in Eukaryota, Metazoa, Platyhelminthes, Cestoda, Cyclophyllidea, Hymenolepididae.